AUGUCUUUCUUCACUAGGGUUUGGACAAAGAAAUGCAAGCGAACGCUUGAAUCUGAGAGCACUUACUUUUACCACGCGAUUUUUGUCAGCAGGUUUCACCAGCUGCCCAAACUUGCCAGCAGCCAGUCCCUGGAGGUGCAGAAUAACUCGCCAGCAGCGGCAAAGAACAAAGGCGAGGAGAUGCUGAAGCCCACCCCGCACCGGCUUGGCAGGGUGAAGAGCCUGCAAGAAAUGCCUGGACCCAACACCCUCUACAACCUCUACGAGUUCUUCUGGAAGGACGGCUUCGGCCGCAUUCAUGAAAUCCAGCAAAAACACACUCAGGAAUAUGGAAAGAUCUUCAAGUCUCACUUUGGUCCCCAGUUUGUCGUAUCCAUUGCAGAUCGAGAUAUGGUUGCUCAAGUCCUCCGAGCAGAAGGCAGAGCACCACAAAGAGCUAACAUGGAAUCCUGGCAGGAAUACAGAGACUUACGAGGGAGAGCCACAGGCCUUAUUUCUGCGGAGGGGGAACAAUGGCUGAAAAUGAGAAGUGUACUGAGGCAAAAAAUUCUGAAACCCAAAGAUGUGGCUGUUUACUCUGAAGGAGUCAAUGAAGUGGUCACAGACUUAAUUAAAAGAAUCCACACCCUCAGAAGUCAAGAGGAUGAUGGGGAAACAGUGACAAAUGUUAACAAUCUUUUCUUCAAGUAUUCCAUGGAAGGUAUUGCGACCAUUCUGUAUGAAUGCCGGUUGGGCUGCCUGGAAAACAACGUCCCACAGCAGACCCUUGAAUACAUUGAGGCUCUGGAGUUGAUGUUUAGCAUGUUUAAGACCACUAUGUAUGCAGGUGCUAUUCCCAAAUGGCUUCGUCCACUUAUUCCAAAACCCUGGAGAGAGUUCUGCAGAUCCUGGGAUGGACUCUUCAAAUUUAGUCAAAUCCAUGUUGAUAACAAAUUGAAGACUAUUCAGUCUCAGCUGAACCAAGGAGAAGUGGUGAAUGGUGGGCUACUUACACACCUCCUAGUGAGUAAGGAACUUACUUUGGAAGAGAUCUAUGCCAAUAUGACUGAAAUGCUUCUGGCAGGAGUGGACACAACUUCUUUCACUUUGUCCUGGGCAACAUACUUGUUGGCAAAGCACCCGGAGGUUCAACAAUGUGUUUAUGAGGAAAUAGUCAGUAAGCUGGGGAAAGAACAAGUUCCUGUUGCUCGUGAUGUCCCGAAAUUGCCUUUGAUUAGAGCUGUGCUGAAAGAAACCUUGAGAUUAUAUCCAGUAUUGCCAGGGAAUGGAAGAGUGACCCAAAAAGACUUGGUUGUUGGAGGAUACUUGAUACCUAAAGGGACACAGCUGGCACUCUGUCAUUAUACUACUUCAUACAGCGAAGAAAAUUUUGCAAUGGCAAAUGAAUUCCGACCUGAGCGCUGGCUGAGGAAAGAUAAUUUGGACAGAGUAGACAAUUUUGGUUCCAUCCCCUUUGGUUAUGGCAUUCGAAGUUGUAUAGGAAAAAGAGUCGCAGAGCUGGAAAUUCAUCUCGCACUGAUUCAGUUGCUUCAGAACUUUGAGAUCAAAAUCUCUCCAAAAACAGAAGCAGUUCGUGCCAAAACCCAUGGACUUCUGACUCCUGGAGGAUCCAUCAAUGUGAGAUUUUCUGACAGAAAGUGA
This is a messenger RNA of Dryobates pubescens (Downy woodpecker), 1641 nucleotides long. RefSeq names its product cytochrome P450 27C1. Gene Ontology annotation, biological process: glucocorticoid biosynthetic process; C21-steroid hormone biosynthetic process; cellular response to peptide hormone stimulus. NCBI's taxonomy places the organism in Eukaryota, Metazoa, Chordata, Aves, Piciformes, Picidae. Gene Ontology annotation, molecular function: iron ion binding; monooxygenase activity; heme binding. The record is from RefSeq and is a predicted model, not a curated record. Gene Ontology annotation, cellular component: mitochondrial inner membrane. The transcript is spliced from 9 exons. Bases 1 to 1641 code for a protein of 546 amino acids.